This is a messenger RNA of Strongyloides ratti, 429 nucleotides long. RefSeq names its product Protein LIN52 family-containing protein. The record is from RefSeq and is a predicted model, not a curated record. The coding region runs from base 1 to 429 and encodes 142 amino acids. Gene Ontology annotation, biological process: regulation of DNA-templated transcription. Gene Ontology annotation, cellular component: DRM complex. Lineage: Eukaryota; Metazoa; Nematoda; Chromadorea; Rhabditida; Strongyloididae. The transcript is spliced from 2 exons.
AUGUCUGAAAAUAAUAUAUUUGUUUCCGAAGAAGUUCCCGAUGAAGGACAAUCUAAUUUAUCAGUAGAUGAUUUGAAAUGUUCAGAAGAUCCUGAAGUAAUUAUGGAGAAAUUAGAAGAAUCCGAAAUGAUUCCAGGGUUAUUUGAUUUUAUUAAAAAACACGAGAUUGAAGUUGAUAAGAUUUACAGAUCAUUUAAAUCUUUUACAGAACUUGACAAUAGUGAUGUAAAGCUUAUUAACGAUCUAGGUAAUUUGACUCCCGAAGAUCUAAUGGAGUUUAUCGUCAGUAUCCAAAAUAGGUCUUUUCAAUUAGCUAAAGAAGAAGCUACACAGUACGCUCGUGGUCGCAUAUUAGGUAUCGUAAAUAAUGGUAUUGUUGAUAAAGAAAGGAUGCUAGAAGAUAUGAAACAAGGUGCUAAUAUUUACUAA